CUGAAAGCGGGGGCCGGGCCGUCGGGGGCGCGGGCCACGUCAGCCGGGCGGCGGGCCGGCGGGUCGGUGCGGGAGCCGGGCUCAGCCGGCGCCAUGCGGCGGGGCGCGCUGCUGGCCGGCGCCCUGGCCGCCUACGCCGUGUACCUAGUGCUUGGCGCGCUGCUGGUGGCACGGCUGGAGGGGCCGCAAGAAGCGCGGCUCCGCGCCGAGCUGGGGACACUGCGGGAGCAGCUGCUGCGCCGCAGCCCCUGUGUGGCGGCGCCCGCCCUGGACGCUUUCGUGGAGCGAGUGCUGGCGGCCGGCCGGCUGGGGCGCACGGUGUUCUCCAACGCUUCGGGGGUCAACGCCUCGGACCCCUCCUGGGACUUUGCCUCGGCCCUCUUCUUCGCCAGCACGCUGGUCACCACUGUGGGCUACGGGUACACGACGCCACUGACCGACGCGGGCAAAGCCUUCUCCAUCGCCUUCGCGCUGCUGGGCGUUCCCACCACCAUGCUGCUGCUGACCGCCUCGGCCCAGCGCCUGUCCCUGCUGCUCACUCACAAGCCCGUGUCUUGGCUGAGGACGCGCUGGGGCUGGGAGCCCCGGCGGGCGGCCCGCUGGCACUUGGUGGCCCUGCUGGGAGUCAUCCUGACCGUCUGUUUUCUGCUGCCCGCGGCCAUCUUCGCCUACCUGGAGGAAGCCUGGAGCUUCCUGGACGCUUUCUACUUCUGCUUCAUCUCCCUGUCCACCAUCGGCCUGGGGGACUACGUGCCGGGGGAGGCCCCGGGCCAGCCCUACCGGGCCCUCUACAAGGUGCUGGUCACAGUCUACCUCUUCCUGGGCCUGGUCUUCAUGGUGCUGGUACUGCAAACCUUCCGCCGCGUGUCCGACCUGCAUGGCCUCACCGAGCUCAUCCUGCUGCCUGCCCCGAACCCCGCCACCCUCAGUGAGGACCACGAUGAUCAGGUGGACAUCCUGAACCACGCGCCAGAGCCACACCAGCAACUCUCUGCCGGCACCCACGUCGACUAUGCCUCCAUCCCCAGGUAGCCCUGGGAGGGCAGGCACUAGGACGGAGGCUGGCU
Molecule: messenger RNA, 1067 nt
Organism: Ochotona princeps (American pika)
Lineage: Eukaryota; Metazoa; Chordata; Mammalia; Lagomorpha; Ochotonidae
Gene: KCNK6
Product: potassium two pore domain channel subfamily K member 6
Exons: 3
Coding region: 94-1032 (312 amino acids)
Biological process (GO): stabilization of membrane potential; potassium ion transmembrane transport
Cellular component (GO): membrane
Molecular function (GO): potassium ion leak channel activity
Source: RefSeq, a predicted model, not a curated record